This is a messenger RNA of Neocloeon triangulifer, 2085 nucleotides long. RefSeq names its product probable tyrosyl-DNA phosphodiesterase (gene gkt). The record is from RefSeq and is a predicted model, not a curated record. Gene Ontology annotation, biological process: single strand break repair; double-strand break repair. The transcript is spliced from 10 exons. NCBI's taxonomy places the organism in Eukaryota, Metazoa, Arthropoda, Insecta, Ephemeroptera, Baetidae. Gene Ontology annotation, cellular component: nucleus. Bases 176 to 1789 code for a protein of 537 amino acids. Gene Ontology annotation, molecular function: single-stranded DNA binding; double-stranded DNA binding; 3'-tyrosyl-DNA phosphodiesterase activity.
AAAACAAGAAGUGAGCAAAAUUCAAACGUCUGACUCGACAAAGAUAAAAGACCGGUGAAUUUUUUGAGCUCAAUUUUUUGUUUUCGACCAUUUGCUUAAAAGCACGGCUUAUUUGGUACAAAAAACCACAAAAAACGAUUAUCUAAUCAAGGAUUAAACCAAUUUUGAUGCCACUAUGGCUAAAGAAGAAUGCAGUUUUGGCAAGAAGUGCUACAGACUGAACCCCAUUCAUUUCAGAGAAUAUUCUCACGCCCACUUGGAAAGUAUAAUAUCUCAGCAAGGGCUAACAAAAACGGAGGACAAAUUUGAGCUUCCGAGCAGCUUCAAAACUGACCUUCCCCAAGAUGUCAUCAAACAACAAGUUGGUGUCAUACUUUCCAUGAAGAAACACAAGGAAAUGUCUAAAGACUUCAAAGCCCAAAAAGAUCAACCAGCCUCAUCCAGCUCUGCAGGGCCAAGCAACUCUAAUUCAACUAACACAAGACAUGGAAAGGAGGAAAGCAGCGUUUUAUCAAAGUGGGAGGCAGCUGCUCCUUUCCAUUUAUUCAUGACUGUUGUCCCUAACAUACCCCAGACAUUAGAGGAAGGUUUGAGCAUAAGUUUGUCAGAUUUGUACCACCCGAGUUUUGGUGACAUUGAUGAAUCUCUGCAAAUCAACUUUAUGGUUGAUGUAAAUUUCCUAUUGAAAAAUUUGGCUGCAGCUAAUUGUGUAGGUAAACCCAUGCUCAUCCUUUAUGAAACAAGCAAUUUUGAGGAAGUUAAAAACCAGACAAGGGAAAUAAAAGCCCUAUGCGUGAAACCAAAAUCUAUGUUUGGGCAUCACCACACAAAAAUGUCAAUAAUACUUUACAAAGACAAGAGUAUCCGAGUUGUAGUGUCAACUGCUAAUUUAAUAGAAGAAGACUGGAAUGAUUACUCACAAGGAGUUUGGAUUUCACCAUCCUGCCCACCAGCAGAGGAUAAAACCAAAGGCGAGUCUCCGUCAGGGUUUCGAUCUUCUCUGGCAUCUUAUCUCUCUGCUUAUAAACUGAAAGACUUAGAAAAAUGGAUCCAACUUGUUCGAGGAGCUGAUUUUUCCAACGUCAAGGUUUGCUUUGUUGGCUCUGUGCCUUCCACUGGUCCGCAUGAGGUGAAGCAGUGGGGUCUCGGGCGCCUGAAGCACUUGCUACAAAAAUAUGUUCCUGCCGAAUCUGCAGAAGCAAACUGGCCUCUUCUGGUGCAGUGCUCUUCCAUAGGAUCUCUAGGCCAAACCCCAUCUGACUGGGUGGAGAGCCAGUUAAAAUCAACUAUGCUUGGAGCAGCCAGACAACCACAUUCAAAAACACCCCUUUACCUGAUCUAUCCGUGCUUGAAAGAUGUGAAGAGCAGUUUGUCGGGAGGUGGAUGCUUGCCGUACUCGUAUGCUACGCACAGAAACCAAAUGUGGCUGUGCGAGUUUGUCUACAAGUGGCGCGCUGACUGCAGAAUGAGGGGUUUUGCCAUGCCACAUAUCAAGACCUACAGUAGACUGUCUCCAGACUGGACGAAAGCGGCCUGGUUUCUGCUCACCAGCUCUAAUCUGUCAAAAGCUGCUUGGGGACGAAGUACUCACCAGGGCCAAGGGCAAAACAUUUUGUCCUAUGAAGCUGGAGUUUUGUUUGUUCCUCAGUUGAUGGUUGGUAAGAAACACUUUGAAGUUUCACUAGGACCAAAACAAGAGAGCCAAAAACUGCCUUUUCCAUUUGAUUUGCCACCAGUGAAAUAUGAUUCUUCCGAUAAAAUGUGGGUUUCUGAUUACCUACAGCAGUAGAUUUUAAGGAGAAUGCCAAGGAAAAUAGUAUACAGAUCUGAACCUUUAAGAACGGAACAUUAAUUAAGCUUUGGUUUUACUUCUUAAUUUUGGUUUAUUAUUAUUUUUUGAUAGAUUUUCACAUUCAUAUUUUUUUACUUACUAUAUUUUAUAAUAAUAAACUUAAAACUUAAUAAAUGAAAUGUAUUUUGUAAAAACUGAAAAAAAUCUACUGAAAUAAACCUUGACCAGAUUUCAUCAAAUUUAUGAUUACCUGUACGUCCUCUUAAUGAAUAAACUUCACCAAGUUCUGUUAA